AUGGGCUUGGAUCAGUUUGCUCCGUCCCGGCAGAAAGCCUUUGUAUUUACCGAAUAUUUGGAAGAAGGAAAUUUCGAGGCUCAUUCGUGCGGUAACGGCCGCUUCAUCCAGGGCGCUCCAAGCGCAGACCUCGAGAUCUGCUUCAGACUCUACAAGACUCAGAGCUUCCUCGACAUCCAAAUCCACGAAGACAAUCUCCUACAGUGGUUGCGUGCAAUCCCCUCGCUGAGUGACGACCUUAGCGAUGACCUAUUUGAUGCCUCGAUCAGCAUGGGCACUCUGCUGCCCCGCUACCCAGAAAUGAGUGCGAAAUUCGACCAGGAUAAAAGAGACGGACACAGCUUCGACGCACUCGAAUUAUUUGUCCGUCAUUUCCUCCGCGAAGGCUCAGUCUUUGCCUCCUUCGGCUUUGAGCAUCUCUACGAAGAGCGGAUUCUUACAGAACUCCACUUCCAUGACAUCCAAAGCCAGAACCGCUCCAUGUCCGAAGAUCUCGACCUUCUAGACGAAGCCAUUGACGAAGUUGACGAGCGUGAUAUCAAGGGGUCAAGUCAGCCCUUUCUCUUCAUGAAUGAGCGCUUCCAAGCUCAACUACAGACUGCCAUCAGACAGCGUGAUCCCAUCGCUGUGGACAAAGUGCUUGCCAAGGACCCAGGCUUCGUUGAUGCCAAGACUUUAUGUCUCGCCAUACGCUACUAUGAACGGACCGUCUUCCAUCUUCUCCUCAAACACGGUGCUCAGGUGAACGGGGUCGGUAUGAUUGCCGAACCCUUGUACCGUGCCGCAAAAUCUGGUCGCUUGGAUGCAGUUCAGCUGCUUCUAAGCUAUGAUGCCAACAAAGAAGGAGGAGAUUCCUGUAUCAGCGCAACACCCUUGAGUGGUGCAGUCUCUGGCGGUCACCUCGAAAUUGUCCAAUACCUCGUCGAGGAGAAAGGCGCAAACAUCAAUGGUAAUAAGUACAAAUCCCCGCUAUCUCGUGCCAUCAAGCAUCGACAUUUACACAUUUUCGACUACCUAGUGAGAGCCGGAGCGAAUGUGCUCGAGGAGGAUUAUUUCGUGCUUCUGCCUCAAUUCGUGGGAACCAAGCAGGCAGUGCUAGGCGAUAUUCUUGAACGCUUCAUAGCCGGCAUGGGCAACGAGGCUCGCGAUCUCUUAUUUUGGAGAGCAGUAUCGGAGGGUCACCUCGAGAUUGUCCGCCACCUAGUAGAGACUGGUGCAGAUGUCAACCCAGAUACGCGGAACUGCGACCCGGUUGACUUUUUGAUGUGCAGCCGAGAGCAUUCCUCGCCCCUGGCAGUAGCAGCAUCAAACGGUCACCUCGGGAUUGUCCGCUACCUAGUAGAGGCUGGUGCCAAUGUCAACCCGCAUAAGUAUCAUAGAGACGCGAGCGAUGGUGGCAACUCGGAUGCGAAGAUUCCGGGGUGCAUGCGACCACAUUACUCGCCCCUAGCAGCAGCUGCAAAGUCAAACAAAAGCGAAGUGGCUGAGUUCUUAUCCUCAAUUGGAGCAACUCUCCUCGAAGGUGAGGACAAGAUCUACGUCUUGGACAAUUUUCGUCCUUUACAUGUACAUUGGUGCAUGUACGGUAUCAUGUCGGUUGGCGAGUUCCUUGACAAGAUGAAGCCUUCCGCAGCCAUCGAAGUGAAAGAUUGCCCGGCGGUUGCUGCUAUACAGGCCCAAGAACGCAGAACCAUGGCGCGCCGGUUACUCGCCAAGAUUGCCAACUCAUGCGAAAAAUUGCUAGACGCAAGCACCAUGCAGGACGUCUCUGCUGGACUCAUGGCAUUUGUGGACCAGGUCGGCACCAGCACGUCCGUCUGGAGAAGCGGAACGCGCGCGAUUCGGGACAUCUGCGAAGGAUACAUGCCGCGCAGCCUCUCGGAUAUCGUCAGCGCACUGCAAGUUGCAAAUGCAAUGCGGUCGGUCGUUCCACCUUCAAGACUAGUGUACACGAAGAAAGAAUUUGUUGAUGACAUUCCACGAUGGGCUGCUCUUUUAAGUCCGGAUGAUCAACGCCUGUUCUUCGAAAUAGCUUCCUAUCUCUGGGGAAUUCCGGCCGCAACGACCGCCCAUGAAAUGGCGGACAGUUUAACGCGCCCUUUGAUGUUCCUGCAAAACCUAGUCAUCUAUGUAGUGAAAACACACGGGCUGUUUGAUCAUGGACCCGGAAACUCUUGUGGCUCUUACCGGCUGCAAGCUCUUCGACAACAGUACCCUUUUGCAAUGCGCCAUACUCAUACAUGUGAAAGGAGACUUACUUUAGCCGAGUGGGAUCCAUUACCCAAGCAAGCGGCACAAGAGAGUCCGCAUACCAAUGUCCUUAAGCCGCCGGAUCCAGAGGGGGAAGAGUUUAGUAUCCUGGCUCGUAUCACUGUCUUAAUGGCGGGUGCUAUAUUCGGCGCAAUCCUGCUCUAUUUGUGCCUGUCUCGAUACGGCUUUUCGACCUUUCGAUUGCCCAUUCUGACUUCGGAUGCCGGGCAAGGUUGGGCUUCAGAUCAGAUAAUAACUCGAAACAACGUCCUCCUUGCCUUGUAUAUCGGACUUACGUCUCCUGUUGACCUUGAGAGCCGAAAGAGCACCGACGAUUUGCUACCCAAAUCAUCCCCGCUUUCGCAUGAGCUGCCAGACAGUCGCCCGACAGAGAGAGUUCGGGAUCAUAUGGCAGCCAUUCAGCCAUCCUACGAGGGCGACUAUUCCAUGAUCGACUCCUCUAGUGAUAGCGUGGUUGAUGCCACCAUGGACGGCUCGCCCAGUGUGUCGUCACAUCUGACGAGUUCAUCACCCGCCACCACCAUCUCACCAUCCUCAAUGACCACAGCAACACCUGGCUUGACUACCAUGGCCAAUCCGAUGGACGGAACAAUUUACUGCAAGCAUUGCGAUUCAAAAUUUAAACUCGGAAAGAACGGCCGCAGGGGCCAGGCCAGCAAUCUCCAGAAACACGUGAAAAUUCACCAUCCUGAGACUAUACCAAAUUACCACCGAGAAAGGGAAGCAGCCAAGAUGCCAUGGCAAGUGGAGACAGACUGUUACAAGAACAUCCUGAGUCAGCGCCAAUGCGCAUUAUUAGGAAGUUUUGAACGGUUUUACGGCCGGGCUAUGGCGAAUGGGUAG
Trichoderma virens Gv29-8 is the source of this 3114-nucleotide messenger RNA. RefSeq lists its product as uncharacterized. The record is from RefSeq and is a predicted model, not a curated record. Gene Ontology annotation, cellular component: cytoplasm. Gene Ontology annotation, molecular function: protein binding. The transcript is spliced from 6 exons. NCBI's taxonomy places the organism in Eukaryota, Fungi, Ascomycota, Sordariomycetes, Hypocreales, Hypocreaceae. Bases 1 to 3114 code for a protein of 1037 amino acids. Gene Ontology annotation, biological process: innate immune response.